AAAGCUUCACAAAUCCGUCGGUACACAAGUGACGUUACGCAUUUCAGAUGUUUGCCGCGCAUGCGAACCUGCGUACCAGUUAUGUGCACCCCUGCUUGACAAUAAAGCCUUGUUUACGUUUUUAAAACCUAGAUUUUAGUUGUUCUCUUUUAGUCUUAAUGCAAACAGAGAGCUUUGGUUCACACUCCAGUUAAGUAGGCGGCGGUAUUGUACCGAUUACCGAACACAAGAAUUGCCAUACGUCAUUAAACAAAAAGAAGAAGAAGAAGAAGCGGCUGCUUGUCUCACAAAAAAUAGUCGUAGAAGAAGAAGAACACAAACAAUGAGCUAAGCUAGCGGUUCUCCGUUGCUCUCUGAUUGGGAUCAAUGUACACCACGUGAAAGCUACUGUGAUGUGAGAUCUGCCAUGGACUGUCUGCAGAGAAGAGCUCGUGAGGAUUUAAUGCACAUCUGUUGACACGCGGUCAGUCAGUGAUGGCUGUCAACUCCCUGCUGAGAUGCUCCAUCAGGCUGCAGAGGAAGCGUGUAGCCACACAUUUAGCCCAGCAGAGAGCGCUGUCGGGGGCAGAAGCUGUCACUGCUCUCAGACCCUUUUACUUUGCAGUCCAUCCUGACUUCUUUGGUCAACACCCCGUGGAACGGGAAGUCAAUGAGACUUCAUUGAAGAGGCUGAAUAGCUAUCUGGACCACCUGCAGAAGCCCGGCUCACACUCAGUCCGGCCAAUGAAGCUCAGUUUUUAUGUCAGGGACACGAAGGACAGCAGCGAUGUGCAGCCGGACCUCCUGGCCUCAGGGUUCCGCUCAGUGAGCUUCACCCUGCACACAUACGAUGUCCUGAGCACGGUGUGGAACGUGUUGAAGUCCUGCAGCCUGCCCACUGAGCACAUGAAGGAUCUCAAAACAAGUGUAGAGACAUCUAAGAGACCACCUGAGGGGGGGGGGGCUUUCUACAGACCUAUUCGAUGGCAUAAGAGCUACUACAGCUUCACUGGAUUCAAAGACCCUGAGCAGGAGCUGCAGCAGGCCAGGAGGGUGGAGCCCACUCUCAUCUUGUGGCUGAGAAACAAUGAGCCUGAGGCCACGAAGAAGAAUACUGCUAGUCUUCCUCGGAGAGAAGAGCUGAACAGACUGAAGAAUGAACUUAGUCGCAAGUUGGAUCUGUCCGACAUCAGGUGGCAGCGCAGCUGGGGGGUGGCCCACAGGUGCUCUCAGCUUCAGAGUCUGAGCCGGCUGUCCCAGCAGGACCCCGGGGCCCUUAGGAACCUGCGAGGACACACGGUUAUGUUUGCUGACCAGUCGGGGUUGAACGCCUCUGGACACAUCAUGCUGGGAACCAUGGACGUCCAUCACCAGUGGACCAAAAUGUUCCAGCAGCUGCCCAGCUACCACAGCCUGCUGCAGCAGAGCGACUGGCUGAAGGAGAGGAUCAGCCUCCUGCUGGGGGGGACUCAGGUGGUCCACAAGGAGAGGCUGGGCCCCAUCCAGCCCAUCAGCGAGCACUACAGCACACUGAACACUUUCCACAAGAGCCUGAUUUCCCGCCGCCUCCGGCUGCACCCCCGCAGCAUGCAGGGCCUCAGCAUGUUGUUAGAGAAUGACCGCACUAAUCCCAGUCUUCAUGAGAUGGGGUACUUCAUCAUCCCUACCACCUGCGACCCCCCCAAGCUGCAGGUGUUCCUGCAGAGCCACGCCCCUGAGGCCAGGCAGCGCACCCAACGCAGAAACCAGCUGCAGGCGGAGGAGGCGGCUGUGGUGAAGCUCUGUCUCCACAACCUGUCUCUGAGUAGUCUGUCCAAAGAGCCCAGUGUGAGCUCCAGCCAGAUGAUCAUGUGCUGCAACAGGCUAGUGGAGCAGCGCUCUCCCCUCAUGCAAGGCCUCCACAUCUGUGUCUCUCAGUUCUACUCUGUCAUGCAGGACGGGGACCUUUGUGUCCCCUGGGACUGGAAGAGCUGAGACUCGGUCCAUGUGUUUGUUACAGCUGUAGAACAAUUCAACAGGAUCUUUGGUUGGAUGUGAGGUGCUGUUCAGUCUCAAGGGAAACCUUUAUAUGGUUAGUGGUGCAGGCGAAUCCAAGUAGAGCUCAGUGGUUCCCCACCUGAGGGUAAGGACCUCUCAAUGACACGAAGAAGAAAGAUACAUUUAUGCUGGAUAAAAUGUCAGUGCUUCAUCCAUCCGUCCAUCUUCUACCGCUUAUUGGGGCAGCAGAGGGUCCCAAACUUCAUUUUCCCUGGCCACAUCAACCAGCUCUGACUAGGAGAUUCCUAGGCGCACCCAGGCUGGCGUCGAGACAAAAUCCCUCCACCCGGUCCUGGGUUUGCCCCUCGGUCUCCUCCCAGCUGGACGGCCUGGAACAGGUGGCUUCUUUACCAGGUGCCCGAACCACCUCCUUUCUAUGUGAAGGAGCAGGGGCUCUACUGUGGAGUCCCUCAGCAUGACCGAACUCCUCACCCUAUCCCUCAGAGAGACGUCAUCCACCCUCCAGAGGAAACCCACCUCAGCUGCUUGUGUCCUCCAUCUGGUUUCAGGCAUGUCUUCUGUUUUUCAGAUGUUCUUAAAUGUUUGCUUUUCUUCUUGAAUACUGGAGAAUUGUAACUCUUCAGGAAUGAUAUGAAAAAUCUAAACCAUAGUGUUUGCCUAAACUUUAAGGUUUCGGAGGCAUUAACUUGUGCAGUUAGACAGUGAGUAUUUUUAAUUGUUGCGUUGAGUGCACUGAGAAAUGAUGGUACUUUAAAAUAAAUAACUACAUAUUGUAUUUUAUUAAUUAUUAGACUUUAACUAUAUAUUGUUAUUUUCUGAACGCUCAUUAAACCUUUGAACCUUUGAUUAUAUCCACUGUUAAUCUACUGUGGACAGAAAAGACUGUAGUAUAAGAGUCACACAUUUUGUACAGUAAAUAAAAUUUAUUUUCAAUGUUCAGACAA
This is a messenger RNA of Notothenia coriiceps (black rockcod), 2921 nucleotides long. It is a transcript of the gene tcaim, whose product is annotated as T cell activation inhibitor, mitochondrial. Gene Ontology annotation, cellular component: mitochondrion. Bases 475 to 1953 code for a protein of 492 amino acids. The record is from RefSeq and is a predicted model, not a curated record. The transcript is spliced from 11 exons. NCBI's taxonomy places the organism in Eukaryota, Metazoa, Chordata, Actinopteri, Perciformes, Nototheniidae.